This is a messenger RNA of Acaulospora colombiana, 1543 nucleotides long. The record is from the annotation of a GenBank genome assembly. Lineage: Eukaryota; Fungi; Glomeromycota; Glomeromycetes; Diversisporales; Acaulosporaceae.
AUGUACUGGGUUGGUGAAAGUUGGCGAGAGAGACGCUCGGAGAACCUAGCGUGGCGUAGGGCAUUUGUGCCACCGCCGAUACCACCACCCACUCUGGUCGGAGGGCUGGCCAGCAUAGACGAGUCUCCUCUGCCUCGGGCGAGGAUAGAGAGUGAGUCCAGAUCGGAAUUUAUGGUUGCUAAUAUAGAUCUUGGGAAUGAGAAGAAGGGGUCGAUCACACCUGGAGUAGGCACGGAUAACGUGCUAGUACAGAUCCUAUAUCCUGAUUGGAUAUACCAGUCUCUGCCUCAACAGAGCCUAUCAAAAACGAUAGAGUCUCCAGUAAAUACGCAGAACGCUGCUUUGUUCACGAGUUUGUACCAAAACAGGGAGUACGCGCGUUGCACCCAAACUUUGCCCCCAACCAUGGACGAAAUUGGAAUUCAAAUCAAAUCAGUGGAGCCGACUUUCGAGUCUGUGGUCACCGAAAAGGCUGCCUUGUUUCAGGAGAUGCAAGAGGAUGACUAUUACAUCAAAUACAAGAAACUUGCUAGACAUCUGGAGAUGUUGGAUAUACAAGAGGCAUACAUCAAGGACGAGCAAGCAAAUCUCAAGCGUGAACUCGUUCGUGCACAAGAGGAGGUUAAACGAAUUCAGUCUGUCCCACUUGUCAUUGGCCAGUUUCUCGAACCAAUAGACCAGCACACUGGCAUUGUGGGCUCAACUACUGGUUCAAACUAUGUCGUCCGCAUCUUGUCGACCCUGGACCGUGAACUGCUAAAACCUUCCUCCUCUGUGGCUCUCCAUCGUCACUCGAAUGCACUAGUGGACAUCCUUCCCCCAGAAGCAGAUUCAUCAAUAGCAAUGCUAGGAGCAGAGCAAAAGCCUGAUGUGACCUACCAGGAUGUGGGUGGCAUGGACUCACAGAAGCAAGAAAUCAGGGAAGCGGUCGAGCUGCCCCUCACACACUUUGAUCUAUACAAAAAGAUUGGUAUUGACCCACCACGAGGUGUCCUGCUAUACGGUCCCCCAGGGACGGGUAAAACCAUGCUCGUUAAAGCUGUGGCACAUCACACGACUGCAUCUUUCAUCAGAGUAGUUGGAUCUGAAUUCGUCCAGAAAUAUCUCGGAGAAGGACCGCGCAUGGUUCGAGACGUGUUUCGGCUGGCUCGAGAAAACGCCCCUGCGAUCAUCUUCAUUGAUGAGAUCGAUGCAAUUGCAACAAAACGAUUUGAUGCGCAAACUGGUGCAGACAGAGAGGUUCAACGUAUCUUGCUUGAGUUAUUGAACCAAAUGGAUGGUUUCGAUCAGGGAAGCAAUGUGAAGGUUAUAAUGGCAACCAACAGAGCAGAUACCUUAGAUCCUGCUCUCCUCCGGCCGGGUCGCCUGGAUCGAAAGAUCGAAUUCCCGCAGCCAUCAAGGCGAGAGAAACGACUGAUCUUCCAAACUAUCACCGGAAAGAUGAACUUAAGUCCAGAUCUCGAUCUUGAGGACUACGUUUCACGGCCAGACAAGAUUUCUUCAGCCGAAAUUGCUUCCAUAUGUCAGGCCGCUGGCUUACAAG